AUGGAAGGCGAGGCGAUGGACAAGCUGGAGGACAUGGCGUCGGUGUACGACUUCGACCCCAUCACGGGGAACAUCCCCGCCACCAAAGUGGAAAUCACCGUGUCGUGCAGGAAUUUGUUGGACAAAGACACGUUCUCCAAGUCAGACCCACUGUGCGUACUCUACACCCAGGGAGUGGAGACCAAACAGUGGAGAGAGUUUGGCAGGACUGAGGUGAUAGACAACACACUGAACCCUGAUUUUGUUAGAAAAUACAUCUUGGACUACUUCUUUGAGGAGAAACAAAGCCUUCGCUUUGACUUGUAUGACGUUGACUCCAAAAGCCCAGAUCUGUCCAAACAUAAACUACAGCUAAAAGACUUCUUGGGGCAGGUUUUCUGUACUCUCGGGGAAAUCGUUGGAUCACCUGCCAGCCGACUGGAGAAGCCGCUGGGAGGGAUCCCAGGGAAGAAAUGUGGCACCAUUAUUCUAUCUGCAGAGGAGCUGAGCAAUUGUCGAGACAGCGCCACUAUGCAGUUCUGUGCCAACAAGUUGGAUAAGAAGGACUUCUUCGGCAAGUCGGACCCUUUCAUGGUCUUCUACAGAAGCAAUGAAGAUGGAACGUUUACUAUCUGCCAUAAAACAGAGGUUGUGAAAAACACAUUGAAUCCGGUGUGGCAGUCUUUCGCCAUUCCAGUCAGAGCCCUCUGCAAUGGAGACUUCGAUAGAACAAUUAAAGUGGAGGUAUAUGAUUGGGACAGGGAUGGAAGCCAUGACUUCAUUGGGGAGUUUACGACCAGCUACCGAGAGCUAGCUCGAGGGCAAAGUCAGUUCAAUGUCUACGAGGUGAUCAAUUCAAAGAAGAAAAUGAAGAAAAAAAAAUACGUCAAUUCUGGAACAGUCACCCUCUUGUCAUUCUCAGUGGAGUCGGAGUGCACUUUUCUUGAUUACAUCAAAGGAGGGACUCAGAUCAAUUUCACUGUGGCCAUUGACUUUACGGCAUCUAAUGGUAACCCCUCUCAAUCCACCUCAUUGCACUACAUGAACCCCUACCAGCUGAAUGCAUAUGCAAUGGCCCUGAAAGCCGUUGGAGAGAUCAUUCAGGACUACGACAGUGAUAAGAUGUUCCCUGCACUGGGCUUUGGAGCCAAACUGCCCCCUGACGGGCGAGUCUCACACGAAUUCCCUCUGAAUGGCAACAUAGAAAACCCCUACUGUAACGGUAUUGAGGGGAUCCUGGAAGCAUACCAUCAGAGUCUGAAGACUGUCCAGCUAUAUGGUCCAACCAACUUUGCCCCUGUGGUCAACCACGUUGCCAGGUAUGCAGCAGCGGUGCAGGAUGGAUCUCAGUACUUUGUGCUCCUCAUCAUCACAGAUGGUGUCAUAUCCGACAUGGCCCAAACCAAGGAGGCCAUUGUUAAUGGUGCCAAGUUGCCUAUGUCUAUCAUUAUAGUCGGCGUGGGUCAGGCGGAGUUUGACGCGAUGGUGGAGCUGGAUGGUGAUGACAUCAGAAUCUCCUCUCGGGGGAAGCCAGCCGAGAGAGAUAUUGUUCAGUUUGUCCCUUUCCGUGACUAUAUGGACCGGACCGGCAACCACGUGUUGAGCAUGGCACGGCUUGCUAAAGAUGUACUAGCGGAGAUUCCUGACCAAUUCAUCUCAUACAUGAAGAGCAGAGGAAUCAAACCAAACCCAGAACCACCGCCCUACACGCCUCCUGGACAUACACACCACCACACACAGAUCUGA
Molecule: messenger RNA, 1725 nt
Organism: Lampris incognitus (smalleye Pacific opah)
Lineage: Eukaryota; Metazoa; Chordata; Actinopteri; Lampriformes; Lampridae
Gene: cpne5b
Product: copine Vb
Exons: 21
Coding region: 1-1725 (574 amino acids)
Biological process (GO): cellular response to calcium ion
Cellular component (GO): plasma membrane
Molecular function (GO): calcium-dependent phospholipid binding
Source: RefSeq, a predicted model, not a curated record